AUGAGUGUUCAACGAUUGCAAUUUGAGUGAGUUUUUUUUUGAAUUUUUUAAAUUUAUGCCAAUUUUUUUGCAGAACGAAAUAUGACCUCGAAUAUAUUAUGGAGAACAAUGCUCAAAAUGAUCAAGUUAUGGAGUAUAAAAGAUUAAUUCAGAUUUGCGUUGAGUCAUCAUUCCAGGAUAAAGUGAGUUAUAUGCAUAUCACGCCCAGCUUUGUGAAAAUUAUUUUUUUGAAAUUGGCCUAUUAUAAUCAGAAAAUUGCUUGUUUUCAAUUAAAAAAUAAAAAUGUGAUUUUGCGAGUUCCAAAAUUGCAGCCGUGCAAAAUGGGCGUGGUGUGGAUAUGUGCAUUGAUUUUUUGAAACUUUUAAUCAAUUUUUCAGGUUAAAGCUUUAAUAGCUCUUUUGCCAUUGCUCAACUUGUCAAUUAUAUCUUUUCGUGAUUUGAGCACUGUGAAAAUAUCGACGAAAAUAUUCAAGCGACUUGAUAGCAAGACACAAUUGGUGUGUUUCAAACUGUUCUGUUAUCAUCAUAAUGGUUUUUUUAGGUGUUUUCGAAACAUUUUCUUCAAGCUUGCAGUCACCCUGUCCUUGGAGAAUUCCUUUUUGCGAAUUCAACUAUUUUCAAUAUAUCUAAUGAAACAGUUGGCAACCUUCAGGACACCUUUAAUUCGAAUCCAAUUAAUGUUAUGGAGUUGUUAGAAAGUAUAAAAAAUGGAACACUUUCUAUUGAUCGGAUCGAUAUCGUCAGUUUAAUUUUUUUUGAUUUCUGAUUUUUUGGCUAAAUAUUGUGUCUUUUCAGGAAUUGGAUCAGAUCCCUUGUUGCGACGAAAUCUCGAUAUUGAUGCAAAAACAUAUUUCUAAAAGAGAUGCCGCUAUCUUCAUAUUUAAAAAAAAGAGUCGGAAGAAUCGACUCGUGAGCUUCCAGACAAAUGUAAGUUUUUCUGUCGAAUAACUUCUGAGUUGGUCUGCCGCAAGUCUGCAGUAGAUUGUCAUCAAUCAUUCCUGCAAAUUUGAAGAAACACAGAACUUCAAGUACCAGUCAGAAAGUAUGCAUUUUCCACCAAAAAAAACAAGUAAAAAUGAAAAUGAAAACAAUUUUGACGUGUUUUGCAGCGUGAAAAAAUGUUUUCAUUACUUUUUCUCGCUUUCUCUUCAAAUUUGCAAUCACAGGCAAUUAUUUUUUUUUUAGAAUUGUUAGAUGAAUGUAAUUUCCUAUUUUUCACUUUCAAAUUGAUCACAAAGCAGCUUUUGCUAAUUUUUGGCUAGAUUUAGAAAAUUUUAUCGAUUUUUGACUUUGUGGCUAUUUUUGAAAACAGAUUCGAGAUCAGAGGGUUCGAUUCUAUAGGUGUACCAAUUUUAGGAAAAGUUCAACCUAACCUCAUGUAUUUUCCUAGUAAGCUACAGAUGUGUGGCAGACUUGCAGCAGCUCGGGCUUAUUUUGCGAUGAAAAGUUUUAUUUUCUAAAUCAACAAAUUUCAGAUGAUGGAAAAUAUGAGGAUUUAUUCUCUAGCAAGAAGAAAUUAGCAGAUGCUAUGGUAGCACUAAAAUUGCUAUGGACACCAAAAUGCCCGAAAUGUCACAAACCAAUGGUUUUGUAUUUCAACUCGGCGGAUACGAAAUCACAAGUACGUUUCCAGAAGGUUGUUGAAAAAAACAAUCAAGCAAAAAUUGAAAUUUACAAGGAAAUUGUUUUAACUUUCACUCGAGAUUUUCUGAAAAAUGUUCAUUCGACUCAAAAUUAGACGGGGAAUUAUUUGAAAACAUCUAGACAUUGCGUAAAUGUGCAUUAAAAGCUGAAAAUUUGAAUUAAAAGUUUUUUUUCCAAAAAAAAAAAUCAACUCACAAGGGAAGUCAAAUACUUUUUUCAGUUUCGUUGUCCGCUAGAUAAGAAAACGGCCGGUGUAAGAAACAAAAGUUUUUUCAAUAAUCGGAAAACACUCGAAUUCUCGAUUCGACUGAUUUGGCUGUUGGCCCGUAAAGUAGCAGCGAAAAAAAUCGUACGGCUCGCGGAUACCUGUGAAAACACUGUAAAGUCCUUCGCGUUUAAGUUUGCCUAGUGAGUUGAAUGAACAAAUACAACUAAUUGAUUCCCAACUUUUUUUCAGCGAACUUCCGCAACAUUGGUCCGCAUCGGAAAGAUUUGAUUUCAUCAUCGAUCGAACAAUCAAAAAAUCAAACUUUGAUUGA
Molecule: messenger RNA, 2183 nt
Organism: Caenorhabditis angaria
Lineage: Eukaryota; Metazoa; Nematoda; Chromadorea; Rhabditida; Rhabditidae
Source: the annotation of a GenBank genome assembly